Molecule: messenger RNA, 930 nt
Organism: Rotaria sordida
Lineage: Eukaryota; Metazoa; Rotifera; Eurotatoria; Philodinida; Philodinidae
Source: the annotation of a GenBank genome assembly
AUGCAAAAUCCUGUUCUAUUAGUUGAAGAUGGACAUUCUUAUGAAAAAUUUGCAUUGGAAUGUUGGUUCAAAGAUCAUAAUACAUCUCCAUUGACAAAUAAACAAUUAACAAGUCAAACAUUUGUAAUUAAUUAUAAUCUUAAAUCGAUAAUUGAAGAAUUUCGUCGCCAACAGAGUGAAAUGAAUUCAAUAUCAAAUUUUCGUUGUUUUACUCUUCAUCGUGGUCGUCCACAUAAUGAUCAAUGGAAAAAUAAUCCGAAAUUAAAAAUAAUCAUAUCUCUUUUGGGUCCAGUAAAUGUUGGUAAAUCAUGUUUUGCUUCAAAUGUUGAAUAUGGUCAACCUCAAAUAAAUCGUAUACAUAAAACUACAUUAGGAAUAGAUGUUUUCUUUUUCUAUUUGGAUUUAUUAUUCGAAGAUAAAUAUGUUAUUAUAAUUCAAAUCAACGAUUGUCCAGGUAGUGAUCGAUUCGAAGCUGUUUCUGAUCGACAUUUUCGACAAUGUCAUGGUGCCAUAUUUAUGGCUGAUACAACUGAUAUAAAUACAUUUGAACAUCUUGAAAAUUAUUGGUAUAAAAAACUUCGAGAAAAAUCAUCAUUUAAUUAUGUUGAAUGUGUACUUGCGUGUAAUAAAAUUGAUUUAUUUGAAAAAGAUUAUGAUUCAUCCUAUCGUGAAAAAUUCUUUAAACGAGCUGAUACAUUUGCUUCACAUUAUCAAAUGUCAAUAUUUAAUAUAUCAGCUUGGCGUGGAGACAGAAUACAAUCUAUGUUUCAACAUUUAAUUUUAUGCAUUUUACAAAAUCAAUCAUUACUUCAAAAUCUUAAAGAAAAUCAACUAGAAAGUAAAGAACAAGCAACUAGUCAAAAUUCAAAAUUUACAGUGACCGCAUGUCCACAAUCAUCGACGAAAAAUAAAAAAUCAUCAUGUUGUUAA